UGGGGGCCCGUGUCAGAAAAAGGAAAAGCUGUGAUAAAACGUGGAGAUAAAAAAGCUCACGGGAGCUGCCAGUUGUGCACGGUAGGGUAAUUAUAGCAUUUCAAAAUAGCGGAGUUCAGCACCGGAGGGAAAAGCUACGCGUAUGGUGGCGUCCGUGUGGUGUUUGUAAGGUGUCGAGGUAGGAGCCAGGAGCCGCGCAUCCCUGUGCUGCAGAGUUCAUUGAGCUCCCGCGGUCCCCUUAAUUCCAGUUACGUGCUGUCGUGGUGCAGGGUCCCGCGCGCGGUCUCGCGACUCUCCGGGCUUUCCCUCCGCUCCCGAACGGGAACAACCCGCGCUCCCCAUUCGUGCUUUUCCCUUUUACUCGUCGAUUAAACGAUGCACAGUGAAAGAAAAUGGGGUGAAUAUCAGAUGCGGAAAGCAGCCAGAAGGCUCAUCACACGCCCUCUGCAGCGGCUCCUCUGCUCGCUUCUGCUGCUUCAAUCUCCGUUCCUACCUGCAAGCAGUUGCUUCCUGUUCAAGUGGCAGCUUCAGCAAAGGGAGUAUGACUGUGGAUGGUUUGUUCUGGCAGUGUAAGAUGACCCAUGUGAUGACACAGGUGUCCAGCCUGUAGAUGGCGUCUGCGCUGAGGGAUGCAGUAGUGUGGUACCAGAAGAAGAUUGGGGCCUAUGAUCAACAAAUAUGGGAGAAAUCUGUAGAGCAAAGAGAGAUAAAGGGUCUGCGGAACAAGCCCAGAAAGACUGGAAACGUGAAGUUGGACCUCAUUGAUGUGGAUCUAGUUAGGGGCUCAGCAUUUGCAAAAGCCAAGCCAGAGAGCCCAUGGACUUCCUUAACUCGGAAGGGCAUUGUCAGGGUGGUCUUCUUCCCCUUCUUUUUCCGCUGGUGGAUCCAAGUUACCUCCAGAGCCAUCUUCAUCCUGCUGUUGCUCAUCUACCUGCUCCAGGGGGUGGCAGUGGUGCUUUUUCUUUUCACCCCACCAACACAUGGCCUCCCUGCCACUGAGGUGUUUGGUGCCUUGUGGCUCAUGCUGCUUCUAGGGACAGUCCACUGCCAGAUUGUGUCUACAAGAACACCCAAACCAUCUCUUGGCGGUGGCAAGAGGAGAAGGAAGUUAAGAAAAGCAGCUCAGUUGGAAGUGCACCGAGAAGGGGAUUGCUCCAGCAGUUCUGAAAAUACCCAGGAGGGGGUGGUGCAGAGUACCAGUUUGGCAUCCAGUCACAGCCUGGCCACUGUCCUCUGGGAGUUCUGCCAGGACCUGGUGAAAUCAAGUAUUUUUUCCAGGUCUGAGAAGUCAAAGUUCUCCCUUGACAAGUCUAAGCUGGCAAAUGGCUAUGUGGUGUUAGAUGGUCAGGUGACCAUGAAGGGUGAGAAAGGAGGGAUCCCCUUACCCCCAUGUAGCCUGCAGCCCCUUGCAGGAUGCCACUGUAGAGCUUCUCAACCACGGACUGGGCUACUGCUGUCCUUUGGCAGAAAAGAGCCUCCCGGACCACAGCGUGUGGGGAACCUGUCUGAUGAGGCCUCCAGUGAGGAGGAUCCUGUGGCACCUUGCUUCAUGGCCCAUUGCAAUGAAGAGCUCACCAACUGUGACUCAUCAUUACGCCACAGAAAGGCCCAGCACUACAAGAGGCUGCACACUGCUGAGGGCAUGGGGUGUUCCAGCAUCAGUGGCAGCUCCCGACACUCCAGCCUACAACAGGACUCUGGAAGCAUGCGGCCCGAGUCUGAGACCGAGGACAUUCUGUGGGAGGACUUUCUCAACUGUGCUGAGUGUCGCUCCUCCUGCAGUAGCGAGAGUGAGGGACAGGGUACUGCCCUCUGCUCUGCCCACAAGAGGGAGUACCGGGAUGACCCCUUCCACCAGGGUCAUGUCCCCUGGUUGCACAGCUCCAACCCAGGCUUGGAGCGUGUGAGUGCCAUUGUGUGGGAGGGCAAUGAGUGCAAGAAAGCUGAAAUGUCUGUGCUGGAAAUCAGUGGCAUGAUCAUGAACCGGGUGAAUCUCUCCACACCUGGAAUAGGGUACCAAGUGUUUGGGAACCUGGUGACAGCCAUCCUGGCAUUCACACCUUUUGCUUUCAGGCUCUUCCUGUACAAGGACUUAGAGCAGCUGGCCACACUCUCAGCCUGUGAGCUCCUGUAUAUUGCCUUUGGCUCCAGCUCAGAUGUAAUGGUGAUUGCUAUGGUGACAGUCAGCUUUGUGGUGCGUACCUGCCUCGUAUGGAUCUUCUUCUUCCUACUAAGUGUGGCCGAAAGAACCUACAAGCAGAGGCUUCUCUUCGCCAAACUCUUUGGUCACCUUACAUCAGCCCGGCGAGCCAGGAAGUCAGAGGUGCCCCAUUUUCGUCUAAAGAAAGUGCAGAACAUCAAGAUGUGGCUGUCUUUGCGCUCUUACCUGAAGAGAAGGGGACCGCAGCGCUCUGUGGAUGUCAUUGUGUCAUCUGCAUUCCUUCUCACUCUCUCUGUUGUAUUUAUCUGCUGUGCUCAGCUACUGCAAGGUCACCACACCUUCCUGGACUGCCACUACAACUGGGAGCUAGUCAUCUGGUGCAUCUCACUCUCCCUCUUCCUGCUGCGCUUUGCCACUCUGGGUGCUGAGACCAGCAAGAAGUACAGCAACACUUCCACAUUACUGACUGAGCAGAUCAAUCUGUACCUGAAGAUGGAGAAGAAGCCCAAUAAGAAGGAGGAACUGACCCUGGUGAACAAUGUACUAAAGCUGGCCACCAAGCUGCUGAAGGAGUUGGACACCCCUUUCCGUCUAUAUGGCCUCACCAUGAACCCACUGCUCUAUAACAUCACCCAGGUGGUUAUCUUGUCGGCCGUGUCUGGGGUCAUCAGUGAUCUGCUGGGCUUCAACCUGAAGCUCUGGAAGAUCAAAUCAUGACACUUGGCUGCAGUCUCUGCUCUGGAAGAUCAAAUCAUGACACAGAGCUGUGUACUUUUGUUUGUAAGCUGGAACUCUCUGCUGCCGAAUAAGGGUGCUGCUGAGACUGACUGACUGGCUGAACACUGCACUCUCCCUGACACGUUGGAGUACCUUCAUUCCACAUACUUGUGCAAUUCUGAUAUAUUUAUUUUACCCUUUCAGUGUUCUGUUUUUUACAUUUCUAAGAGUGUUAUUUUUGGUUAAAACACUGCUCUGUUCAUUAUGACUAUAUGAGAAGUUAAAGCUAUUCAGUUGUGAAUAUGUAGCAAUUUGUGCACAUCUUAUUUUUUUGUUAAAAGGUCAAAGGGCAGAUUAGGUGCUGUGUCCGAUCAGCUCUGACUGAAUCCCCACAAGCACUGCACCCCCUCACCACAUAAGCAGACCAGAGUUCUGAAAACUGUUGAGGGCAUGAUUUUGUUCAUGCACAAACAUCUGUUAAUGCCAUGGCAUUGGUAAACUUUCUGACUCAGGAUCCAGAAACUUGUCCUCACCCUGACUGUCCUGUUCCGGUUUUCCUCAGUCACUGGUUGUGCGUGCUGGUUAGAACUGCACUAAUUCAGGUAAUACCUGUCUUGGUUGUUGCUUUCCAGGAAGGCUGUCUUCAUGACGCCCAGAUGCUCUUUGCAUUUGUUUAACCACCGGGAGACAUAAUUGUAUUAGCAUUGCCCAGAGGUGUGCACUUUGAAAAGGAAAGUGUUAUAUAUUUUAUCCUGAAGUUUUUUUUUAUUUUGAAAGGAGAAAAGGAGCAGUUUUCAGGAAAAAGAUAAUCACUAGUAUUCUGUUUAUGUACUUCUAAGUAGUUUUUUUUUUUUAUAUAUACUUGAAAUGCUUAGAGAGAUGCUGAAUGUGCUUUUUUUUUUUUUUCCUUCCCCUUUGUAAACAUAACAGGAAAAAAAUGGUUUUAUUUUGAAUGAUGCGCUGCAUGCUCCUGCUCGUUCAGUUUAAAAGUGCAUCAACUGUUUUAUACAGUUACAGGUGUUUUUAUGAAGUAUGGACACUGACAUGCGCCACAAAUCAGCACAAUUCUGAGACAUGGAAACCUUGACAGGGUUUUCAGUUCCCAUGACUUUGUGACAUGUGUGGAAUGAAAAUUUGAACAUGUACUUUAUGCUCCUGUAAUUAAAGAUGUAAU
Messenger RNA from Scleropages formosus (Asian bonytongue), 4052 nucleotides. Its product is annotated as putative homeodomain transcription factor 2. The coding region runs from base 611 to 2878 and encodes 755 amino acids. The record is from RefSeq and is a predicted model, not a curated record. Lineage: Eukaryota; Metazoa; Chordata; Actinopteri; Osteoglossiformes; Osteoglossidae. Gene Ontology annotation, cellular component: endoplasmic reticulum. The transcript is spliced from 18 exons.